Messenger RNA from Lipotes vexillifer (Yangtze River dolphin), 1068 nucleotides. The record is from RefSeq and is a predicted model, not a curated record. NCBI's taxonomy places the organism in Eukaryota, Metazoa, Chordata, Mammalia, Artiodactyla, Lipotidae.
AUGGAAACCUUUUGGUGCUUCGUAGAACAAGCAGAGCAGAUUGUGGAUGUAGGACCGAGGCCCUCCUUUCUCCAGGAGGAUUCUGUCCUGCAGCAUCAGCUCCUCAGGCAGAAGCUGGGAGUUCUGCCCCAGCGCUCGCCCCGCCCCCGAGGCCGCCUCGGAAAGGCGGCUCCGGCUGCAGGAACCGGCUCCGGGCCUGCCCUCCCCGGUUUCCGCCGCCUGGGCCGAGUCCUCGCGCCACCGGAAGCUCCCGCCGGGCCGCUGGGAAGCGGCGGCGGCGCCAAGGUUGGUUGCACUGCACCCCGCCCCCACCCGCCCCGGGACUGCGGGGGCUCCCGGCCGCCGCCCCAGCGCUGCCCGCCCGUGACAGCCCGGCUCCAGCUCUCUGGGGCGGGGGCGGGGGCUGCCCAAGUGCGGGCCCCCCCGCGCGCCUCCGGGACCUGGAAUCCUGGCUACAGAGCCCUGACCCAGACUCGCUGCCCCCGCCCUUCCUGCGGGCGCCCGGGGCAGCCCUGCGGGGGCUCAUCCUUCAAUAGUCGCGGGCACCGCUCCGCUCCCAUCGGUGCGCACGCAUCCGGAGAUGUGGCGGUGGCGAGACGGCCGUCACCAGCCCGCGCGGGGCGCACGAACGGGGCUGGGGGACACGGACAGGUCAUCCGGCAUCACCGAGCCGGGCGGGGGGGUGAUUGUGAUUCGGCUGCGGGACGCGGUGGGAUCGCAAAGCUGGGAGCCCAACCUCAUCCUGGGGCGGCCCACCGGGACUCCCAGGGAAAGUGGGGUCUGGUCCAGCUGCGCCCCGAAGGACAAGUGGAAGGCUGGGGAGACGCGGGAGUACAGUACAGAGACUCCGCGUCUUCGGGCCCCGCGGGGCGGGGGGGGCGCGGAGAUGGGGCUGAUGGCGGUUCAGAGUGGAAGAGAAGGGGGUUAAGGAGACACAAGGAGGAGCAACCACAGAAGUGGGGGCGGUGGGGAGCACGGAAGGGGUGCAGGAAGCCACAGCAAGGAAGGGAACUGGAAAGGAGGCGCCAAGAGGCGUGUCAGGUGCUGGCCACAGGGCUGGUUGGAUAG